This is a messenger RNA of Dinoponera quadriceps, 3198 nucleotides long. It is a transcript of the gene for, whose product is annotated as cGMP-dependent protein kinase, isozyme 2 forms cD4/T1/T3A/T3B-like. Gene Ontology annotation, biological process: protein phosphorylation. The record is from RefSeq and is a predicted model, not a curated record. The transcript is spliced from 9 exons. NCBI's taxonomy places the organism in Eukaryota, Metazoa, Arthropoda, Insecta, Hymenoptera, Formicidae. The coding region runs from base 1141 to 3198 and encodes 685 amino acids. Gene Ontology annotation, molecular function: cGMP-dependent protein kinase activity; ATP binding.
UGACCGCUCGGUGCCCUCCUUCGGCAGGACCUCUUGCAGGAUCUCGCGCCUGGAAGGCACGUCGUUCGCGACGACGCCUACGCGAAGUGGCGAAUCGAUCUGUCGAAUCUUCGUUCGUUCGUUCUCUCACGAAGAAGAAAGAGAGUCCUUUCGCGAAAGCAGCCAGGAUUCAUCGGGGAUCAUCGAUCGACUCGCGAUCGUAGGGUCCCGGCGUUUUUUUCGCAUCUUCGCUGAAGGAUUCGCACGUCGCGCCGAUUCACGUCGUUCCUGAGAAACGAAAAAGGAUCGUACGGGAGAGAGAGAGAGAGAACGACACUCGACGGAAGUGCAUCCUGCGUACAACUCGCGAGAGGUUCUCGCGCGCGGGAUUCGCGAUCGACAACGCAUUUGGCUGGUGUUGGCGAUGGCAAGGUUUCCCGCGCGGCUUUCCGCGACGUACCAAAACCGUCAGCGACCGGACGACGGGAGUCGCGAGUGAACUGCGGUGAACGCCAGUUCGAUCGAACUUCCUCAUCCGAGAACGGCAACGAGAUCGAUUCGGCUUCUCUUCAACUCGUCCGUCCUCUUCCUCCCCGCGACAAAUCCGGAGGAACACUCAUGGAGAAGACGAGCGGCUCCGGCUUCCGCACUCGAUGAUAAUCGAAGACAAGUGACGGACUCUCCGACGCGCAGAGAGGUAGUCGAUCAUCUUCUUGGACCGCUGCCAGUUUCAGCGUCCACGACGAUGCCUCUGGCCUCGGCCGGAGCUUCCCGCACCGACCGGCUGUCAUCCGCGGCACUCCAUCCUCGGGAACAUUCCCGCAUGUCGCAUUAACGCUCCGCAAACUCAGCAGGCUCGCUCGCGACAGACGAGACCGCGAGCGUGCGAAGUGAGCGAGUCGGGGAAGAUGCGCUCGACCGCGCGGAAACACCGUCAGACGACGUCCCGUCGCACCGGAUGAAAGCUUCGUCGGCAUUAUCGCCGUGCACGGCGAUCGGCCUUUGACCUUUGCGCGCGCCGAGUAGUUCGCGGACCACGGGGAAAAAGUCCCGGGCGAAAGUCUCGAGCUGAGCUAAGAAAACGGGGUCGACCUCUCUUUCUCUCGCUCUUUCUUCCUCUAUUCCUCUCUUCCGACCCGCCCAAGUCGCGCGCUCGGGGUCAUGAAGGUCCGAAGUUAUCCCGGCCGGGCGGUCUUGGAGGACCCGGAACUCCUCCUGGACCCGGAUGCGACGCGCGGCAGGGCGAUGGAGCUGCUCUACGAAGCCAGCUGGCGAGAGUGCGGUGUCAAUUGGGCCAACAACAACAGUAAGGCCAGCAACGGACUCAGAGCUGCCUCCAGGCAACAAGAGGACGAGACCUUCCGGCGGCCGUACGCCGACAUGAUGUCGCAGCUAGUGACCGAGCUGGAGGAACGUCCGACUGGACCGUCCACGACGAGGGAGAACGUGCGGUCCAGGGGAUCCAGCAGUACCGGCACCACCGACAGCGACUGCUCGGACGUGAACCAGCCGACGAGCGGCAACGCUCAGGGGGGCUUCCUCAUUCCGAGGCCGCGACUGAUCGUGCCGGUUCACACCUACGCGAGGAGAAGGCGCACCGGCGCGCCGCAGCCUAUAAAGAGACGCCAAAUACGCGAAGAGGGUAAGGUCCAGGUGUCGAGAGAUGGCAAAUACCUCAGUACCUUGGCACCGGGCAAAGUGCUGGGCGAACUCGCAAUUCUUUACAAUUGCAAGAGGACAGCAACGAUUACUGCUGCAACUGACUGCCAGCUCUGGGCCAUCGAACGGCCAUGUUUCCAAACUAUCAUGAUGAAGACUGGUCUCUCGAGGCAGGCGGAAUAUACUGACUUCUUGAAGAGCGUGCCGAUUUUCAAGAACCUGCCUGAGGAAACUCUAAUAAAAAUUUCGGACGUUUUAGAAGAGACAUUCUACAACAAUGAGGAUUACAUAGUAAGACAGGGGGCGAGGGGUGACACGUUUUUCAUCAUCAGCAGAGGGCAGGUGCGCGUGACGAUAAAGCAACCGGAUACUACGGAAGAAAAGUACAUCAGGACGCUUGGGAGAGGCGAUUUCUUCGGCGAGAAAGCCUUGCAAGGGGAUGAUCUCAGAACAGCUAACAUCAUCGCUGACGAUCCGGAAGGAGUGAGUUGUUUGGUAAUAGACCGCGAAACGUUUAAUCAAUUAAUUUCAUCCUUGGACGAAAUCCGAACGCGAUACAAGGACGAACUGGUGGAGCGUAGGAGGUUGAAUGAAGAAUUCCGGGAUCUACGGUUACAAGACCUUCGGCCACUUGCGACUCUCGGCGUGGGUGGUUUCGGAAGAGUCGAAUUAGUUCAAAUUGUCGGAGAUAACACGCGAUCCUUCGCUCUCAAGCAAAUGAAGAAGGCGCAAAUCGUCGAGACGCGACAGCAACAGCACAUCAUGUCGGAAAAGAGAAUCAUGGGUGAGGCGGACUGCGACUUCGUGGUGAAACUCUUCAAGACGUUCAAGGACAGAAAGUAUCUCUACAUGUUGAUGGAAGCCUGCUUAGGCGGCGAGUUGUGGACUGUGCUUAGGGACAAGGGACACUUCGACGACGGUACUACGCGAUUUUACACCGCCUGCGUCGUCGAAGCCUUUGAUUAUUUGCACUCCAGGAACAUUAUCUAUCGGGAUCUGAAACCGGAAAAUUUACUUUUAGAUAGUCAAGGAUAUGUGAAACUCGUGGACUUUGGUUUCGCUAAGCGACUGGAUCACGGGCGGAAGACGUGGACUUUCUGCGGCACGCCAGAAUACGUAGCGCCGGAAGUGAUUCUCAAUAAAGGACACGAUAUAAGCGCCGAUUACUGGUCCCUCGGAGUUCUAAUGUUUGAACUGCUAACAGGCACACCUCCAUUCACCGGCGCCGAUCCCAUGAAGACGUACAAUAUUAUCUUGAAAGGAAUCGAUGUCAUCGAAUUUCCCAGGUCUAUCACGCGUAACGCCAUGGCGCUAAUUAAAAAACUCUGCAGGGAUAAUCCAGCGGAACGUCUUGGUUAUCAAAGAGGCGGCAUCAGCGAGAUACAGAAGCACAAAUGGUUCGACGGUUUCAAUUGGGAAGGCUUGAGAACCAGAACCCUGGAACCACCGAUAUUACCGCGAGUCCAAGGCGCCACAGACACUGCGAACUUCGACGAGUAUCCCCCAGAUUCUGAUCCACCGCCACCAGAUGAUAUUUCCGGUUGGGAUAACGACUUUUAA